This is a messenger RNA of Dicentrarchus labrax (European seabass), 3074 nucleotides long. RefSeq names its product programmed cell death 4a (gene pdcd4a). Bases 506 to 1909 code for a protein of 467 amino acids. The transcript is spliced from 11 exons. NCBI's taxonomy places the organism in Eukaryota, Metazoa, Chordata, Actinopteri, Moronidae. Gene Ontology annotation, cellular component: nucleus; cytosol. Gene Ontology annotation, biological process: negative regulation of DNA-templated transcription. The record is from RefSeq and is a predicted model, not a curated record.
CCUGCAAAGUUAAAAACAGACUUUGUUUAUCCUGCAGACCGUUUGUUUGAAAUGCUCUCCGACUAGUUAACCUGCUCUCUUUUCCCCCUCUUCCUUCCUUCUCAGGCUCGUUUUUGUUUUUACUCUCCCCAGCCGUAAACGCUGAGAGGCGCGUGCAACCUUUGCAUUUUACCUCCUUCACUCGUUAGCCUUUAAUUUUUUUUAAAUUUUUUUUGUCUCGUGGUAAUUCAAUUUGACCUGCUUUUGUAUUUGUGAGUGUGUGUUUUCUUCAGCUGAUAACCGUGCAGCACGAACAAAAAAAACAACAAAAACAAACAAAAGGCUCGGGAUUUUUUCACGUGCCAUUUAUCAAAAGACUGUUUAAACACCGAGCAGCUUGUUCUGCAGACGUUUAUUCGGGGGUGGGGGGGGAUUUGUUGCUCGACAGGAGGGAGCACACGGUGAGGAUUUUUUUUUUAUUUUUUAUUUUUUCUAAUUCGUAUUAAUCGAGCAUUUGGAGAGCGCCAUGGCGACCGAAGUGGAUACGUGGUCCACCGCUGCACAGGCCGACGGGAUGUUCUCUUUUGAUGACAACCUGGCGGAGGCUAACCGUCCCUACAGCGUUGACGAAGAUCUGAAUGAGGCAGAGGUGAACGGCAACUGGACGCCUCAGGAGAAAGCGCUUCACGAGGCGCGGCUCAAGGCCAAAGCCAAGCGACGCCUGCGCAAGUCGUCAUCCCGCAACUCCACCAGCGAGUCUUUCUCUGAAUCAGGAGAUUUGGUAGGAGGUGACCCACACAGUCCAAAGGGCAAAGUAAACACCAAUGACCGCAAAUCCAGGACGGGCAAAGGCCGAGGCCUGCCAAAAAAAGGUGGAGCAGGUGGUAAAGGAGUUUGGGGGGCUGCUGGGAUGGUUUAUGAAGAUGAGGAGCCUGAUGUACGGGACCCCAACUAUGAUGAAGCUGCUCAGGGGGACACCGUUUAUGCAACUGUUGUGCCAGAGGUAGACGAGAGGGAACUGGAGAAAAUGGUCAACCCAAUUGUACAGGAGUACUUUGAACAUGGAGACACAAAAGAGGUCCAGAUGCUACUGAAGGGGCUCAACCUGGGCCCGCAUAAGUACGAGUUCUCCUCCCUGGCUGUGUCCCUGUCCCUGGAAGGCAAGGCCAGCCACAGAGAGCUGACCUCCCGCCUGCUGUCUGAUCUGACGGGCAAGCUGCUGUCACAAAGUGACAUGGCCCGUGCCUUUGACAAGAUUCUCAAAGAGCUGCCAGAUCUCAUACUGGACACACCGGAGGCUCCACAGAUGUUGGGCCAGUUUAUAGCCAGAGCCAUAGCGGACCACAUCCUCCCCAUGUCUUUCCUGGACUGUUACAAGGGCAAAGUGGACUGUGAGCAUGCCAGAGUGGCUUUAGACCGUGCCGCAGUGCUGCUGACCAUGAAGAGGGAGAUGGUUCGCCUAGAUAAUGUGUGGGGUGUUGGCGGAGGCCUGAGACCUGUCAAACAUCUCAUCAAAGAGAUGAACCUCCUGCUCAAGGAGUACCUGAUAUCAGGAGACGUGACGGAGGCUGAGCGCUGUCUGCGGGACCUGGAAGUCCCACACUUCCACCAUGAGCUGGUCUAUGAGACCAUAGUGAUGGUACUGGAGUCAAAAGGAGACACUGCCAGUCAUAUGAUGAUAAAGCUGCUGAAGUCCUUCUGGAAAACGGGCCUCAUCACUGUGGAUCAGAUGAACAGGGGCUUCCAGCGUGUCUAUGAAGAGCUCCCUGAAAUCAACCUUGAUGUACCACAUGCCCACUCUAUAAUGGAGACCUUUGUGGACCUCUGCUAUCAGGAGUCUGUCAUCACCAAACAGCUGAGGGAUACCUGUCCCUCCAGAGGGCGGAAGCGUUUUGUAAGCGAAGGAGAUGGAGGAGUGAUCAAGACCUAAUCCACAAGAGGAAGAGCAGGAAGAGGAGGGGUGUCUACAGGUCGUGGCACCCGUGUUGCCGCUCCAGCAUGUUUCCCCUCAAAGCGGGCAUGCUGGCAGUGUAAAGUUUCCUUGUUCCUCUCUUAAUGAUGUUGUCAUUAAACAAACCAGCGUUGACGUUCGGUGAAAGUAGACUGAAGCGUGGCCCGGCCGUUCAGUUCCCCUUCAUCUUGUUACUCACUGUUUUGACAUUUUUUUUGUAUGAAUAUUCUUUAUUUCUGGGGUUGAUGUGCCCCUCUUGCCUCAGUCUCUGUACCUGUUUUUCAAGAAUAAUUCAAGUGAGAGCGACAGAAAAACGAGUGGACAAGCUGGGGAGUGUGGGAAAUGAAUUGGGGUGUUUUUGGUUCUUGCUUUGCUUGCUUUGUUGCCAUGUCUAUGUUUUUCAGUUUUCAUGAAAUGUGCUAUAAAUGGAAAAAAAGCACUUAAAAGACAUAGCAUACUUCAGUGAGCACUUAAUAAUUUAGCUCAACAGCAAGGAUCUAAACCUUUUUUUCUGCCACAGAUUAUUUGAAAUAAUUUUCAUUGACAACAUGCUUUAUUAGCCUCUGAUUCAAGUGGUUCUAUCGAUCCUUUACGAACAGUGUUUUUUUGUUGUCUUUUUUUCAUUGGUUCUUGGCCUCUGAGGCCAAAUGUUCACUUUGUAAAGCACGGCAGUCAGAGCAAGUGUUUUGGCUCUGUUUGGGUGUUUAUUUGAAACAUGCAUUAGGGCCAAAUAUACUUUGGGAGCCCUUUUUGAAAAAUAAAACUAAAUUGAGGUUAAUGUGUGUAUUUAAAAAAAAAAACAACAAAAAAAUUUAAUAAAUGAAAAAACUAAACCGCAGUAUUUUGAGCACUCUGACUUUGCUUGCAAUAAAUGGAUCUACAGCUCACAUGGUCAACAAUGGACUCUGGACAGGUGACCAAAUCUUCUGUAAAGCAGAAUUUAAAAGCAGAUUUAAUCUGGAAAUUGUCUUUAAACUUGGAAUCUGUUUAUGUCUGUGAAAUGGAAACCCCACCUUUUCUUGCAGGACGAUAUGUUAAGCAUCAUUCAGACUUUUUUGCCACUGUCUGUAACAGUUUUACAUGUUGACCAAAGUAAAUGUGGCUAAGAAAUAUAUUUCAUUCAUUAAAAAAGCAUCAAAACGAA